This is a messenger RNA of Racocetra fulgida, 770 nucleotides long. NCBI's taxonomy places the organism in Eukaryota, Fungi, Glomeromycota, Glomeromycetes, Diversisporales, Gigasporaceae. The record is from the annotation of a GenBank genome assembly.
AUAACUAUGAUCCGAAAAAAUUUGACGAAGGUUUUUUACCAAAAAAACUCAAAAAGAAGAAAAAAGUACCACCUCCACCGCCACCAAUUAUUAAUAUUCCUGGAUUCGUUCGUAUAAGUGGUGCAAGACAUAACAUGGUUGUUUAUUUUGAGGAGUUGCGUCGUGACAACUCAAGGAGAAAGAGGCAAGGUUCCUUAAUAGUACAUGGUGAAAAAUAUAUAAAAGAUCUGAUAGCAAAAGGACAUCACAUAAAGAGCAUUGGAAUUACAGCACCAGAAGAUAUAAAAUCUGUUGAUGAAAUUUCUGGCUCAUCUGGAGAAGUUUUUAAAAACAUUGAUCAAUUCCCGGCAGAUCGUUAUUACGUAACGAGUGUCGAAUGGACACGUAAAAUACUCGGUGGGGAAGCACGCGUUAAUAAUAGAGAAAUAUGGGCUGAACUUCCAACACCAAAUAUUUCAUUCCCACAAAAUAUUUCAAAGUUAUUGGUAUUGGAUCACGUAAUUGAUGCUGUAAAUGUGGGAAUGCUAAUUCGUGCUGCUAAUGCCUUGCAAAUUUAUAAUGAGAAACCAUCUUCGCGUAUUGCACUUGUGUUAGGCAGUAAGAUGCACGGUGUUACUUAUCGGGAUGCAGGUCAAGAUAUUAUACGUGUAUCGAUUCCUAUGAUAAAUAAUGUAAAUUCGUUGAAUGUCGCGAUGGCUGGAAAUAUACUAAUGCACGAAAUAAAUCGUCUAAUGAAUACUAACAAAAAAUGUAUUGAAAAUAAAACAUAA